Messenger RNA from Oncorhynchus kisutch (coho salmon), 3458 nucleotides. RefSeq names its product potassium voltage-gated channel subfamily C member 1-like. The transcript is spliced from 3 exons. Gene Ontology annotation, molecular function: delayed rectifier potassium channel activity; protein binding. Gene Ontology annotation, biological process: protein homooligomerization; potassium ion transmembrane transport; action potential. The coding region runs from base 500 to 2287 and encodes 595 amino acids. Lineage: Eukaryota; Metazoa; Chordata; Actinopteri; Salmoniformes; Salmonidae. The record is from RefSeq and is a predicted model, not a curated record. Gene Ontology annotation, cellular component: dendrite membrane; voltage-gated potassium channel complex; presynaptic membrane.
GUUCAGCACCACAGCUCUCAUCUUUCGUUGCAUGCCACAAGGGCUGUACGCUUCCUCAAUUAAAAGACGGCGUGGAUUUGGAAACUAGGUUUUCAGUAUAUGGAGUCAUAGCCUACACACAUAUUUCAUCAACGCUUUUCGGAGGGGUGUUCAUCUUUGGUUUUGUGAUGUAGCCUAACCAUGAACAUUUAGAUUUUUUUCCAUCCACAUUUCUGGGGCAGCCACAGGCUGCUUCUUGCUUUAGCCUACCUUGCAACUAUAUCAAACAUCCGUUGAGGUAUUGCUUUCUUUGGUAUUAUUAAAAGUUGGGAUUUAUCUGAAAGCUUGAGUGGAGCCUGUGCUUUUUUGCAAGCUGAAUAAAAGAAGUCGGUAAGAAACCUGCCUUCUCUUUUCCUCUUUCAUCUCGAGUUCAUGUGUCUGCCAGAUCCCACUGCGUUGCCUCGCACAUGUUUUGCAAUAUAAUGACUGGAACCUGCUCGAGACAUGCCUAAGCGACGCAAUGGGACAAGGCGACGAGAACGAUCGUAUUGUGAUUAACGUGGGAGGUAUCAGACACCAGACCUACCGUAGCACCCUUCGCACAUUACCGGGCACCCGGUUAGCUUGGCUCGCCGAGCCAGAUGCCCACAGUCACUUUGACUACGAUCCCAAGAUUGAAGAAUUCUUCUUUGACCGGCACCCGGGUGUGUUUGCCCACAUCCUCAAUUACUAUAGGACCGGGAAGUUGCACUGCCCUGCAGACGUUUGCGGCCCUUUGUACGAGGAGGAGUUGGCGUUCUGGGGUAUAGAUGAGACCGACGUGGAACCAUGUUGUUGGAUGACUUAUCGGCAACAUCGAGAGGCCGAGGAGGCAUUGGAUAGUUUUGGGGGUGGCCCCCCCGAGAAUUCAGAGGAGGAUGGGGAUGAGGAAACGCUGGGAAUGAUCAAUAGGUUGGCUCUUGAUGGACCAGAUGCCAAAUCAGGGGGCCAUUGGCGACGUUGGCAGCGGUUGCUUUGGGCACUUUUCGAGGAUCCCUAUUCUUCUAAAUAUGCAAGGUGGAUAGCCUUCGCCUCCCUGUUCUUCAUCCUGGUUUCCAUCACCACCUUCUGCCUGGAGACACACGAGGCCUUCAACCCCAUCAUCAACCGGACAGAAAUUGACCCGCUGGACAACAGCACGCGGGUCUACCAGGAGACUGAGACCGUGGUCUUCCUCACCUAUAUUGAGGGGGUCUGUGUGCUGUGGUUUACAUUUGAGUUUAUAAUGCGAGUGACUUUCUGUCCGAGCAAGCUGGAGUUUUUCCGUAACACCCUCAACAUCAUCGACUUUAUUGCCAUCAUGCCCUUCUACCUGGAGGUGGGGCUGAGUGGGCUCUCUUCCAAGGCGGCUAAGGAUGUACUGGGUUUCCUACGCGUGGUACGCUUUGUCCGGAUCCUCCGGAUCUUUAAGCUAACUAGACACUUUGUGGGACUGCGUGUCCUGGGUCAUACACUCCGAGCCAGCACCAAUGAGUUCCUGCUCCUCAUCAUCUUCCUUGCCCUGGGUGUGCUCAUCUUCGCCACUAUGAUCUACUAUGCUGAAAGGAUUGGUGCCAAGCCCAAUGACCCCCGAGCCAGCGAGCACACGCACUUCAAGAACAUUCCUAUUGGAUUCUGGUGGGCGGUGGUGACCAUGACAACCCUUGGCUAUGGAGACAUGUACCCUCAGACAUGGUCUGGCAUGCUGGUGGGAGCGCUGUGUGCUCUGGCUGGUGUGCUGACUAUCGCCAUGCCAGUGCCUGUUAUUGUCAAUAACUUUGGGAUGUAUUACUCCCUGGCGAUGGCCAAGCAGAAGUUACCAAAGAAAAAGAACAAGCAUAUCCCCCGCGCCCCACUUCUGGGCUCCCCCAAUUACUGUAAGUCGGAGGUAACCUCAACUCACCACAGCACGCAGGACGACACAUGGCCCCUGGCCCCACAAGAACCACCAGAAGAGAUCUUAGAAAUAAACAGAGAAGCACCACAAGCUGUUUUUCAAGAUCCAAAAGUGAACGGGGAAACAUCCAAGGAUCCAGCCAAGAGAGCAGCCAAGGAGUCAGCCAAGGAGUCAGCCAAGGAGGCAGCCAAGGAGGCAGCCAAGGAGGCAGCCAAGGAGGCAGAAAAAGCAGCGCUGGCCAAUGAAGACUGUCCCCACAUAGACCAGAUCAUGUCACCUGAUGACGGCCUGAUCUUAAGCCCUAUUGACCGGUCCGAGCAGCAGCCCUGCUUCCUCCCGGCCAUGGGCGGGCGGCCAGGCCACACGGCGGCCAGAGUCAGGAAGGGUACGUAAUAUGACACACCUAGACACAGGCCCUACAUUGGGGCACACAUCCCAGGGCUUAAAUCUCAGGGCACACCUUCCCAAGGGCACACACCUCAGGGAACACACCUCAGGGAACACACCUCAGGGAACACACCCCAGGGAACACACCCCGGGGAACACACUUAAACUCAAGCACAAAUACACUUUCAUGUGUACUCAGUGAGGAGAAACUGGACACACAAAAAGUUGUACUGUAAGUCUGAAACAUGACACAAAAAGACACUUUAGAGAGCACACACAUUAUUUUUGUUGUUGCUUUCUCCUAUAUCACAGUAGGUCUUGUCCUUACUAUCUUUGUCUAUACAGCUUCCAACACAAACAACUUUAGGUCCCCCACCCAGGUACUACUGCUGAGCGACACAACAUCACCCCCAACAUUCUUAUUUGGCAUUUGGAUGCCUUUUUCUCUGUCCAACUCUUCUCUUUCAUUAAAACUGAAUCAUCUGAAUUACUCUUACUUUUAUGGAUUUACUUCCGCAAAAAAUAAGUUACUGAACAAAUAUAUAAACAAAUCACUAAUCAGUGGUCUUGUUUUUCUGUUUUGGAAUUUUCUUUAAAUGUUUCUUUACAUUACCAUGCCAACCCUCCUCUACAUUUCUGGGUGUUCUAUUCUUUCCAUUUGGUUUGUUCACUAUCACUGAGACUAUCACACUGCCCCCUGGGCCAACCUUAACUUUCCCCUUUUCUGUUUUUCUUUGUCGUAUGUUUGUUUUUCCUUGUUUAUCCUCCACCCAUUGUCUGAUCUGUUUGUUCCUCCCUCCAUCACUCCCCCCUUCAUCAUCCCUUCAUCCUUGAUUUGUGUCUAAUUGGCCGGUAGCUGGCCCUUCCCAGGGGAGGUCACUGGCGGAGCCGGCGCCCCCAUGCCCACCGCUCAGCCCCCAGGGCCCCCAGGGCUACCCUCUGCUGCAGCUAGCUGGGUGGGUAUGUGGUCAAGAGGACGGCCAUGCCACACUCACAACCUGACGCCCCAGCCUCUAGCACUAAAGAAUAGCACAAUGAAAGAAAUGCCUUGUUCACCACACCGAGAGAUCCUUACUAUCCUUAUGCUCUACAAUAACAUCAGGCCUUCAUCAUGUCCUCUAGUCUACAGUUACACCAGGCAAAGGCAGGACAAGUGCAAGCAAAAGGCUUCUAUGAU